Molecule: messenger RNA, 4111 nt
Organism: Cylas formicarius (sweet potato weevil)
Lineage: Eukaryota; Metazoa; Arthropoda; Insecta; Coleoptera; Brentidae
Gene: Atp9b
Product: probable phospholipid-transporting ATPase IIB
Exons: 17
Coding region: 228-3461 (1077 amino acids)
Biological process (GO): endocytosis; phospholipid translocation; retrograde vesicle-mediated transport, Golgi to endoplasmic reticulum
Cellular component (GO): endosome; plasma membrane; trans-Golgi network
Molecular function (GO): ATP hydrolysis activity; magnesium ion binding; ATP binding
Source: RefSeq, a predicted model, not a curated record
CUGUGAUCUGUGACUUUUGGUAUUUGAAGAAUUCAUAGAUUUAUUUUUGAAUUUUUUAUGUACAAAUUUGGAAACGUAAAUUAAAACAAGAAUUUGAAGCGGCAAUUCGUUCUACUAGAUGAAAAAUAUUACGUCCUAAUGUAUGUGCUUUGUUGGGUUGUACAUCCACAAUUAUAAAAAGGUUGGAUGUCCAAAAGUUUAAAAUGUGAUUGGAUUGUUAGCUUGGGAUGGAAUAUCCUUUACAGAACUUUGAUGUAAGCGAUGAAACAGAUUUUUUGCUAGGGUCAGUUAGUUAUGGGAAUGAAAUGGACGUCCAUACGGCUAAAAACAAUCGAAAUCCGAAACGACAUCGAACAAUUGGACAAUUUCUCUGCAGUUGUUGGGGCACUCUGUUCCGGAAAUGCUGUGGCCCAAAAGAGCUGCGUUCCAGAACUAUAAAUCUAGGGAAACUGAUGCCAGGACAAUUUCCCGCUAAUGCUAUAAGAAACCAAAAGUACAAUAUUUUCACGUUCUUGCCCAAGGUCUUGUUUCAGCAAUUCAAAUUUUUCCUAAAUCUCUAUUUUCUUAUAAUGGCUACCAGUCAGUUUGUACCUGAUAUUCGUAUUGGAUAUCUUUACACUUAUUGGGGUCCUUUGUGUUUUGUGCUCCUGGUUACUCUUUGUCGAGAGGCAAUUGAUGAUUUAAGGAGACAUAAAAGAGAUCAAGAAGUCAAUAACCAAAAAUGCAAAAGACUACUAAAUGAUAGGAAUAAGCCAUAUGAAAUAGUGGCUGCACACAAGUUGAAGGUUGGUGAUUUAAUAAUAGUCGACAAAGAUGAAAGGGUGCCGGCUGAUUUGAUUUUGCUUCGUACCUCGGAAAGUAGCGGCUCUGUUUUUGUAAGAACUGAUCAGCUGGAUGGAGAGACGGACUGGAAGUUGAGGUUGGCUGUUCCGGCUACCCAAAAGUUGGCCCAAGACCAUCAGCUUUUCGAAAUAAGUGCUAGUAUUUACGCAGAGAAGCCUCAGAAGGAUAUUCACUCAUUUAUUGGAACAUUUAGUAGGCUUGAUUCAGUAAACAGUGACGAAAGCUUAGACCUAGCCAACACUCUCUGGACAAAUUGCGUCAUAGCAUCGGGCCAGGCAACUGGUGUUGUGAUUUAUACCGGACCAGAAACAAGAUCGGUUAUGAAUAAUUCGGCUCCUCGCUCCAAAGUCGGCCUCUUGGAUAUCGAAGUAAACACAAUCACAAAAUUACUAUUUGUUGCAGUUAUAGCGCUAGCAUUGCUUAUGAUGGUACUGAAAGGUUUCAGUGGUCCUUGGUACCGAUACCUUUUCAGGUUUAUUCUGUUGUUUUCGUAUAUCAUCCCUAUUAGUCUUCGAGUGAAUCUGGAUAUGGGCAAAUCAUUUUACUCAUGGGCUAUCGGUAAGGAUCCCGCAAUGAAGGGAACCGCGGUCCGCUGCACAACGAUUCCAGAAGAGCUGGGUAGAAUAUCUUAUUUGCUUUCGGACAAGACUGGCACACUUACCCAGAACUCGAUGGUUCUUAAAAGGCUGCAUUUGGGUACUGUCAGUUACGCAGCAGAUAGUUUUGAUGAGGUUAGUUCAUGCUUGAAGAUGAAUUUUGCAAAUGCCGAUGCUUCGAAUAAAAUCCCGGCCAAAUUCAGACGGUCAGAGACGACGAGAAUCAAAGACGCCGUCCAAGCUCUAGCUCUCUGUCAUAACGUGACGCCAGUGUACGAAAGUACCGACACUUCUGAUACCGGUUCUAUGGCAUCGGAAGCCGAGGCCGACCAACAUUUCCCAUCGUCCAACGUGGAGGUGGCUUAUCAAGCCUCCAGUCCCGACGAAGUGGCUUUGGUCCAGUGGACCCAGGAGGUGGGUCUCGCUCUGUUCCGCAGGGACCUCAAUUCGAUGCAACUGAAGGCACCCGAUGGUAGAAUAUUAAACUAUGCCAUUUUGAAAGUUUUCCCGUUUAGAAGCGAGACCAAACGGAUGGGCAUUAUUGUCAAGGACUUGCAAACCGGUGAAAUAUUUUUCUAUUUGAAAGGGGCGGACGUGGUAAUGUCUGCCAUAGUUCAGUACACUGAUUGGUUGGAGGAGGAGGUGGUAAAUAUGGCGAGGGACGGGCUGCGAACCUUGGUGGUGGCGAAAAAAAUUUUAACAGAGGAACAGUAUUUGGAUUUUGAGAAUCGGUACGAUGCGGCCGCUCUGUCAACUGUGGACAGAGCUUCGCGGGUGGCCCAAGUUGUGGAAUCUCUGGAAAGGGAAAUGGAAUUGUUGUGCAUAACGGGGGUGGAGGACAAAUUACAGGAUAACGUCCGGGCCACUCUGGAACUGCUAAGGAAUGCGGGCAUAAAGAUCUGGAUGUUAACCGGUGACAAACUUGAAACGGCUACGUGUAUAGCGAAAAGUUCUCGACUGGUGUCCAACACUCAAGGAUUACACAUAUUCAAAAAGGUCGUGACCCGUACCGAUGCACAUUUAGAAUUGAAUUCGUACAGAAGAAAGGAGGACUGCGCCCUCGUUAUAAGCGGGGAAAGUUUGGAAGUGUGCUUGUUUUAUUAUCAGCAGGAGUUCAUGGAAUUGGCGACGGCGGCGCCAGCGGUCGUCUGCUGCAGGUGUUCCCCUACCCAAAAGGCUCAAGUUGUUCAGUUAAUCCAACAGCAUACUGGCAAACGUACGGCAGCUGUUGGUGACGGCGGUAAUGACGUCAGCAUGAUUCAACAGGCCGACGCCGGCAUUGGUAUCGAGGGUAGGGAGGGCAAACAGGCCAGUUUGGCCGGCGAUUUUAGUAUUCCGCAAUUCUCCAUUUUGGCGAGGCUUCUGCUCGUACACGGCCGGAAAUCUUACAAAAGGUCGGCGUCGCUGUCUCAAUUCGUCAUUCACCGUGGACUGAUUAUAUCGACCAUGCAGGCUGUGUUUAGUAGUGUAUUUUAUUUAAGCUCUGUGGCGCUCUAUCAGGGAUUCCUUAUGGUGGGCUACGCCACCGUCUACACAAUGUUUCCGGUGUUCAGUUUGGUGUUGGAUCAGGACGUUAGUCCGGAAAUAGCGUUGACAUAUCCGGAAUUAUAUAAAGAAUUAGCGAAGGGGAGGAGCCUGUCCUACAAGACGUUUUUCAUUUGGGUCCUCGUCUCCAUUUAUCAAGGAGGCGUAAUAAUGUACGGAGCCCUGCUGCUGUUUGAGGACGAGUUUAUUCAUAUCGUCGCUAUUAGUUUUACCUCUUUAAUUUUGACAGAACUGAUAAUGGUGGCCCUGAACAUCCGCACCUGGCACUACCUUAUGAUCUUGGCGGAAUUGCUGUCAUUGGGUCUCUACGGCUUGUCCCUAAUAGUGAUGCACGAUUAUUUUGACGCGGAGUUUAUCAGAACUUACGAUUUCUUAUGGAAAGUAACGGUCAUCACAUUAAUAUCCUGCUUGCCGCUGUAUAUUUUGAAAUUCUUGCGGAAAAAGUUCUCGCCGCCGAGCUACACUAAGCUGUCGUAAGAAUUUUCUAACAAUGUGAUAUUUUAGUGACACACGAUGUAUUUAAGUGCAUGUGAUCAUUGUCGAUAUUUAACAAACUAAACGAAUAUUUUCGAUUUUAUUUUGCACCGGAUAUUAGGUUUCAUGUCAGAUGGGAUGUUUCGAAAUUUGAAAAUAAUUUUGGAUAACGCCGGCGGUAUAAGUCUUCCAGGUCUGUGGCAUUUUUCUAAAUCAGUGUUGUUGAUGUCUUUUGAGGGAGUCUAUUUCCAAAAAUUUCCGCCUGCACAUUUUAGAAAUCAGUAAGUACAUUCCGAAAUAAGUCGAUUUAACCUGACAUUGACAACGACAGGUUAUUAAAUGUUAAAAAAAAACAGGGAUUUGGUGGAACAUCUUAAUUAAAUUGACUUAUUUGGAUUGACCAAGCGUUGUACAGACUUUUUAGAGUCACCUUGUACAAUUGGAAUUAAAACUGGUUCAGAUGCAAGCUUUUGAGUUAUGGGGGGCAAAAUCCCAAAUCUGACGAGGAAGAUUAGUAGAUAAACACCACAAAAAUUGAUUACCAAAUCAUGCUAAAACAAUCUUUAUAUUGGAAACGCUUUUUAAAAAAAUAAUUUGUCCUUGUUUUCCUUAAUCCACAGAAUGAUGCAAUUUUCUAAGUAAUAAUAGACAAU